GCACUAUAUAACAACAACCCUUGAGCCAAGAACCAUUAGCGGUGAAGAUACACUACAACUCCAAAAAUAGAGUUUGUGAGGUUUCAGUUAGGUUUCUUUUACACUCGUUUCUUGAAACUAAAUUCUUAGAAACCUUCAAACUAUUUACCAUUUCUCUUUGCGGACUACAAAGUUUAUAUUUAUCAAAACUUGGAGCUCAGAAUCAAUGGAGAUCAAAGCUGGAACGAUGCAAAAGUCAAAGUUCAAAACAAUCUGUGUCUUCUGUGGAAGCAGCCAAGGCAAGAAGAGCAGUUACCAAGAUGCUGCUGUUGAUCUCGGCAACGAACUGGUUUCAAGGAAUAUUGAUCUAGUCUAUGGAGGUGGGAGCAUAGGAUUGAUGGGUUUGGUUUCGCAAGCUGUUCAUGAUGGUGGUCGUCAUGUUAUUGGAAUCAUUCCCAAGACCCUCAUGCCUAGAGAGUUGACUGGUGAAACAGUAGGAGAAGUAAGAGCAGUUGCAGAUAUGCACCAAAGGAAAGCUGAGAUGGCUAAGCAUUCUGAUGCUUUUAUUGCCUUGCCAGGUGGCUAUGGAACGCUUGAAGAAUUGCUUGAAGUCAUAACUUGGGCUCAGCUUGGAAUACAUGAAAAACCGGUGGGUUUGCUCAAUGUUGAUGGAUACUACAACUCUCUGCUCUCAUUCAUUGACAAAGCCGUUGAAGAAGGAUUCGUCAGCCCUACUGCUCGUGAGAUCAUCGUCUCUGCUCCUACUGCUAAAGAGCUUGUGAAGAAGCUAGAGGAAUACGCACCAUGCCAUGAAAGUGUUACGUCUAAGCUUUGUUGGGAGAUUGGAGAAUGAUCAAAUAUCAAGAAUCUAUUAUAACUAUCUAAAUAUUUAUAUAUAUAUAUAAGGCAAUGUCGAAGAUUUUCAAGAUUUAGAUCUUACUAAAAAAGGAAGGAAUAUAUUCUGACUAGUUGGGUUAAA
This is a messenger RNA of Raphanus sativus (radish), 958 nucleotides long. Its product is annotated as cytokinin riboside 5'-monophosphate phosphoribohydrolase LOG3. Gene Ontology annotation, cellular component: cytosol; nucleus. Gene Ontology annotation, molecular function: hydrolase activity, hydrolyzing N-glycosyl compounds. Lineage: Eukaryota; Viridiplantae; Streptophyta; Magnoliopsida; Brassicales; Brassicaceae. Bases 206 to 832 code for a protein of 208 amino acids. The transcript is spliced from 7 exons. The record is from RefSeq and is a predicted model, not a curated record. Gene Ontology annotation, biological process: cytokinin biosynthetic process.